Molecule: messenger RNA, 10836 nt
Organism: Plasmodium fragile
Lineage: Eukaryota; Apicomplexa; Aconoidasida; Haemosporida; Plasmodiidae
Exons: 4
Coding region: 1-10836 (3611 amino acids)
Biological process (GO): protein deubiquitination
Cellular component (GO): cytosol; nucleus
Molecular function (GO): cysteine-type deubiquitinase activity; cysteine-type endopeptidase activity
Source: RefSeq, a predicted model, not a curated record
AUGAAACUCAAACGGGACAAGCCACUUCUGAACGACGACAUGGAUGACGGUGACUUGUUCAACCCCAUAUUGCUCAGGCAUUUCAUAAAUGAGAGAAAAGCAAAACGGGUCAGCACUUGCUCCACUCUGAACAGGAAAAAGAAUGAACACCACCAUAAGUACAACUCCAGUUACUUUGGUGGAGGUACCCACCCCUGCAACGGUGGAGAUGCAUUCGAUGAAUGGGGAGGUGAUACUCACGAAUAUGAUGACGCGGUCUUUCCCAUUGUGCACAAAUUAAAAACAAACGCUAAACAGGGCUGCACACUUAAACGUGAAUGUGAAAAUGGAAAGAAAAAUUGCAGAAAGGAGGACACGCUCUUCUUCCCUGCCCAGUUCGCCCCCACAGACGAUAAGAACUUCCUCCCGCGUAAGGCCGUGAAGAGGGGUGACUUUCAGAAGAGUGUUCACCCCGUGAGAGAUCCUUCUCGGCGCCAAGAAAGGACGCGACGCAAGGUUAAGGAAGCAACAAAGCAAAAUAACCCUUUAUGGGGCGACGACGCUUGCUUGUUAUGCGGGAAAUGCAGGAAAGACAGACGCGAGGAUGGUGCUCUUUGGCCAGAUCAACACAACCAUGGCUGGCACCAAACGAAUGGGUACCACGACGAAUUGUACAUCAGCGAUAUGUAUAGCUGCGAUGGAGACUUCCUCGACGCGGACACAGAAAACGCAGAAGGGGUAAAGGCGCCAAGCAUGGAGGAAUGGGGUGACCCGAGCAAACCACACAAAUCGCGAAAAGUGGGAAAAGGGCGACAAAUGAGUAAAAUUCGUCAAAUGAGUAAGAUAAGAAAAUCGCGUACGCGGGACAAUUGCAAAAAUUGCCUGAUGGGAUGCAGAAGUGGUAGCGUGACGACCACUCAGUCCAGCUCAUCUCACCAUGACCGUUACCAAGAGGAGGAAGAAAAGGGGGGGAAGGCGAAAAAAAAAAAAAAAAAAAAAAAAAAAAAAAGCCACAUGAACAGUAUGGAAGAAGUGCCAAACCAUGUUGCUUCUCUCUUUUUCUAUCUCAGCGACAUGCGAAAAAAUGUUUUAAGCAAAGCUGAUGAUGACGUCCCGGUGAAAAAAUCUUGUAAUCAUUUCUGCAAAGGCGAGAGGACACGGGGUGCGGAAGGCCGAAGAGGAGGCAGCCGCGGCGGCAGGCGCAGCGACAGGCGCAGCGACAGGCGUAGCGGCCAAUUCGACGGUGCAUCAUCCCCCCUCGAUUGCAAAAAUGGUAGCACAGAAAAAAAUGGUGCCGCGAGAGCAAGUGACGAAUUUUCCAGCGAAAAUUGGGCCAAAAAUUGGGGCACAAAUAGCGCCAAAAAUAGCGCCAAAAGUAACGCCAAAAGUAACGCCAAAAAUAGCGCCAAAAAUAGCGCCAAAAGUAACGCCAAAAAUAGCGCCAAAAAUAGCGCCAAAAAUAGCGCCAAAAAAGAAGACGGAGACGCAGACGAAAGCGGAGACGAAAACGAAAAGGAAAAGGAAAAGGAAAAAGAGGACGCAGACGGAGACGAAGGCGAAGACGAAAACCAAGUCGUUGGCGAAUCCCAGCGCCAAAGGCAAAAGCAAGAAAAAAAAAAAAAAAGCAGAAAAAACGGCAACGGAAAGGAGGACACCGUGGAAACGAAUGACCACAGCGGGAACUGCAGUUCGCGCGAGGCAGGCACGAAAAAUUAUACACAGGGCAAAAGAACGGGGACGCUGCAUGAUGAUUCGCGUGCCCCUGUACCCGAGUGGGACUUUGUGAGGAACGGGAGAGGCGACGAAGCUUCUGGCAAAAGCGCAAGGGAAAAACACAGGCGCAGCCAUAGAAGCGGUGAUAGUGGUUGCAAACGUAGCAACCGCGACCGGCGCAGCCGACGCGACGAAGGCCCUCUCUUGGGUGAAACAAUUUUUUUGAGUAACGAAAUUGAGGGAGAAAAGUUCCCCUCCGUUUCACAAAACCAUAACGCACGUGUUGUGGCCAAGUCAAAAAAGGUUACAAUACGAAGUGGUAACCACAUCGAAAGUGAAGUCAGCAGGGCACCCCCAAACGAUCGUGUGGACAGGGACGCCCACUUUACAAAAAAAAUCUCCAGGCAGAGCCAUCCUGCAGGAGAACGCACAAUGAACAAUAAUAGUUACUCCCUCCCCGACGCGGAGGACUUUGAGGAGGAAAGCCACCACCCUCAGAAGGAAUUCGAACAGAGGGGCAAAAAAAAUAAAAAAAAAAAUUCAAAGGAAAAUGAUAUGGACGGAAGUUUACCUGAAAGAGAAUGUGUCGCAGAAGGGGACCAACGGGGCCAUCCCCCGAGUAGCCCCCACGAAAAAGAAGCUGAGAGAAGUACAUCCAAAUAUACACACAUAAUAGCUAGCUCCCCUCAAAAAAAAAAAAAAAACUCAAGUGAGAUUAACGAUGAGGCAAGUGUACAUGAUGAAAAAAAAACGUCUGUCAAGGAUAAUGUGUAUGAAAAUUUCAUAAGGGAAUACCAAAAUUUGCAAUCCUUGUUUUCGUUUAACAAGGACAAGAUGGAGGAUGCAAGGGGGAAGGAUGACGAUGAAGACGAUGAUGAUGAGGAGGAGGAGGAAGAAGAAGAAGAAGAAGAAGAGGAGGAGGGGGAGAAGAAGAAGGAGAACAAGAACAGGGACGGCCCUUUUGGAGGCUCACGCAGUAGAGUAUUAGACAGAGAUGUGAACGAAAAUGUACGUAAAGAUUUCUCGUUAAAGAAUCACCUCAACACCAUGUUAACAACUGAUGGGUACACUAACACCAAGGGACACGUACCCCCCCGUGAUGCAAACGCAGGUGACAAAGGGGUGGAAUCCCUGGAGCAACUCUCAUACAGUUUUAACCAAUAUAAUAAUACCGAAUCUAUGGACAAGGUACAAGUUAGAGACGUCCCCGCGAAAGAUUCUGUUCGAAGUCGUGGCAAAGGGGUAGGUGCAAACGACGAUACGGACAGUACUGGGGUCGUUCCUAUUGGAGAUAAUCAACAAGAGAAAACCCACUCGACUGGAAAAGAAAAGGGAAGCGGGAUAAACGAAGCAGUGACACAUGCACAUGAUGUAGAAAAGAAUAAGAAGGGACAAAAGUCAGUACCAGAUGUGGACGCCUCCGAGGGGGGCGGCGAUGGGAAAAAAAAACACACAGAAGGAAGCAACAAACAUGUAAGACAAGAAUCGAGUGGAGGAAGUGUGCAGAGGAUGAAACAAAUUGGAUAUGCGGAGGGUGCCGCGAAGGAGAAGUCAGAUUUGUUAGUUUGGAAUGACAUGGUGAAGGGUGCCGACUUGAUGACGCGUGGCGACAUGGUGAAGGGUGGAGACUUGGUGAAGGGUGGAGACUUGGUGAAGCGUGGUGACCUGAUGCAGCGUGGCGACUUGCUGGCGCUUGGCGAUUCGUUCGUGAAGCCCACCCUCUUCAGCAACAAAACGGUGCAAAACGAAAAAGACUAUUUUGAAUACGAAGCAAACAACUCGAAGAAAUUGCUUCACAAAAAUAUGAGCAACAUGUAUAGCAUGAACGGAUCCAACUUAACCUUCAACCAAGAUUUUUUUAAAGACAUGUUAUUGUUAAAUGAUGAAAAAAAAAAAGAAAAAAAAAAAAAAAAAUCAACUAGGCAACACAGUACUUUUGAUCAAUUUCAUGAGCUGUCCUAUUUCGCAGAUGUGAAAAAUGCAAAACAUUCAAAGCACCGAAAUAACUCCGCUCACCAGGAGGAUGAACUUACCAAAAGUUAUAGUUUCAAAAGGGACAAGUGGGGGGACAGGAAAAGUAGCAGUGCUGGAAAGAGCAUUACAGGGGCGAGCCAGAGCUUCAAGGAGGAAGAAGAAAAUGAGGAGGAGGAAGAGGGAGAUGAGGAUGAAGACGAUGAUGAAGGGGAGGAAGAGGAGGAGGAGGAAGAAGACGACCAAGUGGGUAGAGGUAGAAAGGGCACAGGGGGGGAAGAUGUGGAUAAAGAAGAAAGUGAUGAGUAUGGCGACUAUGAUGAGGGGGGAGGCGCGGAAGGAGGUGGUGAUAGUUUUGAUCAUGAAGAUCUUCACAAUGGGGACCACAUGGAAAAAACGCAAGGUGCGAGUGGAAGCCACAAAGAGAGAAAGAAGAAAAAAAAACUGCAAGGAGAACUCGCCAAGAAGAGCAAAAGUGGAAAGCUCGAAAAGGUGAAGAUUGUCGAGGAGAAGAAUAAACUCCACAAACGUAGAAGCACGAGGGAUCAUAAGAGGAAUGGAAGUCGAACCCAAAACAAUUCCAUUUGCUCACUGGAGGACGAUGACUUUUGUGAUGAUAAUGCGGGAGAUUUCCCUUACCAUAAUAGGAGAGGUCGCCAUCGCGACGGUGUCAUGGGAGAUGAUCCCCUUGCUGAAAAUAUUUACAUGGACAUGCUUCACGACUUACGAGGGGUCAAUCUCCAUAAGGGGAUCCUGGCUUACCCAGAUGAAGUGCAGAACCAUGAUGAAGGAGUAAACGCAGAAAAGGCAAAAAGGAAACGAAAGACUAGUAGAAGAAAAAAAGAAGAGUUGAGGGAAGAAUACAUGAAGGAGUUCUUUGGUUCAGUCCUGGAUAAUCAAAUGUAUAAAAAAAGUCUUAACGGUAAAGACUUUUCUCACCAUUUUACUCAACAGGGAGAGGAAGACGGGGAGGAGGAAGGACAAGAAGAACGAAAUGAUCGACACCACAGGGACGCAAGAGAAAAACGCAUGCUCAGGAAUAUUUCAAAAGCCAUUCGAGCGGAAAAUAUAAACACCGAAAUUGAACUGCUGAGAAAUGAAAUUCUGCAGAAGAAGACAUCCAAGGAGAGCCUACCCAGUGGAGAAAAGAAAAAAGGAACACACAAAAGUGGCACCCCUGUUGAUAUCACACAUAGGAAGAAAAAGUCCCACGAUAAGGAGGAGGAGAAAAGAACGAGCUUCAAAAGGGGCUCCAGGGGGGACUCCACAGUCGACUACAAGGGGGAUUACAAAGCGGACGCCAAGACGGGAAGGCAUGCAAGCCAUCAAAACACCUUCCAUUCCACACACGCCAAGGACGAAGAGGAUUACUACACCUUCCACCAUGAAAAGAAAAAAAGAGAAUCUCACGUAAAAGUGAAAGAUGUAAAUUUUGAAGAGGAUGAAAGAUUUAAAAAGUGUAAAAGCAGAAGUAGAGUAGGGGCGAGAGACAGAGUCCACUCCUUUUAUGAUGAAGCAAGUGGCGUACCUCCAGCACACAGAAAUAAUAGCAGCAGUGGAGGAUUAGCAGUAGGAGGAUUGCACCUGAACAAAAGUCUCGAAUUUUUUUCGAACAAUUUCCUAAGUUUAAAAAGAUUAAUUGAAAGAAAAAACGCCGACACAAAUUACGACCCAAAGAGGGAAGACGAUUAUGUAGAGAAGGCAGAGGAAGAAGCAGAAUUUGAUUCAAAAAAAAAAAAAAAAAAUUCCUAUGAUGAGUAUGAACAUUCACACAUGACGAACAACAAAACGGCUAGCCACAAAACUAGCCGAGGACUCAGAUUUGAUAAUUUUUUUGGUCUAAAUAAACGAAACAGUGACUCUUUAAAUUUUUACCCCAGCUCCAUUAAGGAGGAUGGCAAAAGUGGAAAGGGCGACCACCGAAAGAAAGGGGCACGCGGAAGGAAGGAUAGUGGAGAGCGAUUCGAUUCUGGGUUCGGCGCGUGGUUUGGCACAGGCUUUGGCGCUGGCUUUGGCUCCGACUCGGGCGGGGAAAACAGAAGAGCGGCCCGGCGAGCGCGCAGGGGUGAUGGCGCUGGAGAUGGUGCCGCAGAUGAUGCGGAGGAGGCAGAUAGUGUGGGGAAUGCAAGUGGUGCAGAUGAUAUGCAGGAUGGAAAAGGUGCCGUGGAUGGAGAGCGUGGCCACUACACAGAUGAUCCAGCUGAGGGGGCUAGAAGACGUAGGGGGGAAGAGAAGACCCUUUCUGCGGGAAGAGCGUCGGAUGUGGUGACAGACCGUGCAGGUGGUCGUUCGAGUAAGGAUGCUCCACGCGACAAGGCCAAAAAGGACGCAACACAGGGACAAAGCGGUGAAGGUCACCAAACUGAGGAACAGGUGCAGAAUGAGGAACAAAUGCAGAGUGCUGAACACCAGCUGUGGGGUCCGGGAAAGAGUUACAAAAACGUAAAGAAUAUCUUGCUCUCUCUAGAGUUAAGCAACGAAGACAAAAUAUAUAAAGUCAGGAAAAUUUUGUAUUAUUCCUCAAGUGAUGAAAAAAAACUCAUGAUCAAUGAAAUUUUAAAUACACUUUAUGUGUACCCCCAGUUAUACGUCGCUUGUAUUAUCUGCUUAUUUUAUUUGUUCAUCCUAGACAACGAACUGUUCGAAAGAAAUUUCAAUUCAGAGGACUUGGUUUAUUUGUUUAAUGAUAAAGUUGACUUUAGGUAUGCGGAGUGGUUUUUGAAGACAUACAUUUUUUACAAGUUCAAAUUUUCCAGUGGUACCCACUCCAGUGAGUACUACAAGAAUUGUGUUAAAAGUGCUGUUGGGAGUGACGGCAAGAGGGGAAGUAUUGACGUUGAGGAGGGCGAGUGUAGUGUGGAAGCGGCCCGUGCAUCCAAAGGGGAAACAGCCCAUGGUGAUGAAACGGCGGCGGAAGUGGCAGACAAAGCUGCUACGGAUAAGGCUAGUGAUAGGGCUAGCGAUCGGGUCAGCGAUCGCGUUAGUGAUAAAGUGAACGGCAGCGUGCGCGAGGGAAAUAUAAAGGACAAAAUGUUUGAUGUAUUUUUCGAGGGGUACCAUUCCAGUGUGGACUCCAGCGACAAUUGCUUUUGUGAAAGGAAGAGACACAUGGUCAGGGCAGAAAAGGGGGACGCAAACGACCUGUGGAAAAGCAUAGAUAAGCUCAAGUGUGUUGGAUACAAAGAGUGUAAAACGUUACUAAAGUUAUGUUUAAAAAAUGAAAAACAAAAAAAUAUUAAUCAUUUAAAAGCAAGUAAAAUACGCAGCUUAGUUAUUUCCAUCUGGUCCAAUAUCUACACCUCUCGCCCGAAGAAAUCUUUUCUUAAAAUAAUUUUUAAUUGGCUCAAUAGCAGGACAGACGAUUUAAAUAAAAAAAAAAAUUUACUUUACUUAUUACAAGCAGAGAAAAAGAAAAAUGUGCAUUUGCAAAAAAUUUGUUUCACAUACUUUUUGAAGCAUAUAAUUAAAUAUAAAGAAGAAUGUUCAAAUGAUUUGAUUUACUCAUUGUACUUGAUUGAAGAAAAUGAAUUAAAAAAAUAUUCAAGGGAAUUUGUAGAAAUGAACAAAAUCGAUGUUAAUCAAUUUAUCUCCAUCUGGAAUGUCAUGUGUAUCCUUUUUUGGGACACGAAAAAGAUUAAUGACUUUGCCUUUUUGCAUAAGAGCAAAUUUUACUACUAUGAUUUUAUGCUCAUUUUUUUUAGGGCUUUUUAUGAAUAUGCGUGUGUCAAUAAGGGGAUGGAACGUGGUGCACUUUACUUGAAGAAGACCGUACCAGCGGAGGGUGUAGCAGCGACACCGGGAGCGGAAACAACGGAUGCCGCUCCUCCACCAAGGAGUACAUCCCUGUCCAAUUGCUCCUCCAACAAGGACGACACGCAGGAGGAUGAGGGAGACGGGUACCUCAACCUGUUCGACCUGGAAAACAUAAUUAACAAUUUCAACUUCGAUGAUUUUGUUAGCAACGAGAUGCGCAGCAACAGCUACUUUGACGCCUUUUUGGGGGGUGGCCCUUCGGCCAGACGACCAGGUACAGGAGAGGCUAAUAUAGCGGCGAGACCAAAGCUCAACUGUAGCGUAGUUGGAAGCCUCCCGCUGAGCACACUACAAAGUAUGGGCACGAAUGAAGUUUGCCCAACGGAACCCUUCCUCCAAACGGAUAAGCCAGUUGAAGCCGCCAGUCAGGGAGGAAGCCCACAGCCGCCCACCUUCGCGCCAAACACCCAGAGAAACGCAUACCCAAAUGAUAACAGCGAAAUGGAAAAUAUACUCCUCUUAGGAAUAUGCAUCAAAAUUGUUAUAUGUAGAAUAUCUAACCUACUGAAUGCUAAAUCAUGUUUGGAACAAUUUAAUUAUUUUUUAAAUAAUCACAAGCUAGGGUUCAGGACUUUUAAAAAUGCUAAUAUGGUGUUGGUGUAUUUCAUCCCCUUUUUUAAGAGGUACUUUUUUCUGUGGAAAUUUAUUGAGCAUGAAAUUGACGUAGAGAUUAUGACCCUCCUUCAGAAUAUACUUAAUGACUUGGAACAAAUUCAGGCUUCUUCCCCCAUGGGCAGAGCAUUUCUUCCUGGUGUCACCACUACGCAUCAGCUAUGGGGGAUGAGCAAUCCUCCACGUGUGGGUGAUAUGACACACGGAAGGAACCUCCAUGAUCGAUGCCCCCAAGAGAGCCUCCCUGAACGCUUCCAGCCCCCCUUUGGAGACAGACCCUACAUGAGGAGCAGUACAUGCAACUCACAAAACAGGGGAGUGAUACCACCUGGAACGGAUAAGAAGAUAAACAGCUUGGAACAUUUUUACGCGAAUGGCAAGUUUAAUUUAUAUUCAGAUAGGAAGCAGACGAUGGGGAGAAGUGGGUUCAAUGGAGACAGGACACAGGAGGAUGACGCUUUUUUUGCGAGUGGAGGAAGAGGAAGAGGUGAUAGGAUCCUCCAGAGCAAUGGCCACCACCACACUUAUAAUGACAACCACCAUAUGGGUAACACGGCCUUAAUGAGCGUGACACCGAUCAAGGCAACUCUCUGCAGGAGUGAGGACGACACUGAUGAAAACUGCAUUACAUACGAUGACAUGUUUAAAAAUUACGACAGCGAAAAUAACUCAGAGGGAAGAGCCUCGUUGGAUGAAAAUUGUAAUGUGAAGGAGUACAUAACAAGUUUGCACUUCAACAACCCACUUGAGGAGAAGAUCCUUUCAAGGAAGAAGGGUUCCACGUCGCUAGGUGGACAGGAGGAGGAUGCUACCCACGGUGACAACAUGGAGGAAGAAAAUUCUCAGAGUAAGGAAGCAGGUGGAACUGUAGGAGAGACCAGUGGAUCGACAUGCCCACAAGAUUCGAAAGAAGAACUAUUUGGGUCGAACCCUAUGCGGGUUGGAAAUUUCCCCAUGGACUCUUCCAUCUCGAGGCAAAAUUCGUCUAGCCAAAAUUAUCACAUGAAUAAGGAGCAUAAAAAUGGAGGGAUGAAGGACUUGCUGCAUGGGAAGAAGAGUAGUGAGGGGGGAAAUGUUACUGCUAUGAUGAUGCAGUCUGACCCCUUUGCAAGUGAGAACAAUGUGAUGAAGAAAUUUCCAUCACUCGGGGUGUUGGAGUCUGAAGAUGAAAAGGCAGAGAAGGGACUACACGUGAGCAAUGAAAAUAGGAAGAGGGAAAGGAAAAAAGAGUCGAUGAAAAACAACGCUACUGCAACACGCGAUGUAAAUGAUCCCAAUGGCGUCGCCAAUCAAACGGAACAGAUUGGCACUCACUCGAUGAACGGACCCAUAAAUGAAUUCCCGUAUGAGAACCCGAUGCAAAACAACAUGCCCCCGUCAGCUAGUACUAGCACACUGAGUAGAAAUAUUUGUAUCAAAAAUAAUCCCCUUAAUGAAAAUUAUCAGGAGGUCGAUUUCACAACCAGCAGUCUAAGAAGGAAAAUCAAAUCGAAAAGGGGACAAGGAGAAGGAGGAGGUGGAGGUGCCCCAAAAUAUCUGAUGCUAAAAGUAGAUACUUGUGAAUUGAACAAAAUGACACAGAGUAAAUUGAAAUUUCCACCUGUUGGGUUGGUGAACUUAGGAAACACAUGCUACUUGAAUAGCCUCCUGCAAGCCUUAUACAGCACUGUCUCGUUCGUGGUGAAUUUAUAUCUUUUUAAUAUUCGAGGGGAUUCCAAGGAGGGAGGAAUGGAACACAAUUCGAAUCCAUUUGCAGAGAAGGAGAUGUCUACUGCUGUUCUUAACGGAACGAAUGCCCAAAAGGGAGCAAUGCAAAACGGACUUAGCACCAUGGAUGGAGUAAAUAACGUAAACAAUUCAGUGGGGAAAAUGAAUACGCUUACCAGACUUAACACUCUCUACGGAACAACUCCCAUGAAUCAUGUAUUCUUAGCAGAGUCGGAGAAAUUUCUACAAGAGUUAAAAAAUUUUUACAUCAUCAUGACGACCACGCAGAAGACUUGUGUUUCGCCUGAUUCCAUAUUGGGUCUCCUCCCACAUGAACUGAACAAUCGCCAUCAACAAGACGUUACUGAAUUGUUGAGAUAUAUAUUCGACCGACUGGGAGGAUCGAGUAAAGAAUUUCUCCGACUUAUAUUUUCAGGUGUGCUUGUGCAAAAGGUGCAAUGUCAGAAAUGUUUUUUUGUUUCGAAAAAGGAGGAAGUCAUUCACGAUUUGUCAUUUCCUGUUCCUGUGAAAGCAUCGGAGAAAUUAUCAAUUCAGAAGUUUUUCGACACCUUUGUGAAGAAGGAGAAAAUUCAUGGGUCCAACAAGUACCGGUGCUCCAAGUGCAACAAGAGGCGGAACGCCCUCAAGUGGAACGAAAUCAUUUCUCCGCCCUGCCACCUCAUCUUGAUCCUCAAUAGGUACAACUGGUCCUUCAGCUCCAACGAAAAGAAAAAGGUAAAGACGCACGUGAAGGUCAACUCCAAAAUAGUGGUAAACAACUUUGAUUACAAAUUGUAUGGAAGCAUCAUCCACGGAGGUUCGUCUGCCUCCUCGGGCCAUUACUACUUCAUUGGGAAAAAGUCUGAGCGGGAUCCGGAGGACAAUAAGAAUGACUGGUAUCAGAUAAACGAUUCGGUAAUUACAAAGACGAGCUCCAAAUCUAUAAACAAAAUUUCCAAGGACCCUUCCAAUGACCAUACGCCUUAUGUUUUGUUUUACCGUUGCAAGCAGGCACCACCCUCCCCUGCGCUUCACUUCUAG